Leguminivora glycinivorella is the source of this 779-nucleotide messenger RNA. Its product is annotated as arylphorin subunit alpha-like. Bases 74 to 589 code for a protein of 171 amino acids. The transcript has 2 exons. The record is from RefSeq and is a predicted model, not a curated record. NCBI's taxonomy places the organism in Eukaryota, Metazoa, Arthropoda, Insecta, Lepidoptera, Tortricidae.
UUGGUUUACAUACUGUAUAUAUUUGUAUAAGUUGACGAUGAGUCAUAAGUAGUUGUGAUCGUACAACAGAGCAAUGUAUACUAUUAUAACGGUAGUCGCUCUUGUCAUGUUAGCAUCGGCUAAGAGGGCGUCAAGUGAUCAGCUGCUGCCCCAAUUAUUGGGGACUCCAGGGAUCCAGAUUAUCGAUAUCCAGGUUGAAAAUAUGAGCACCAUUUUUGAAUUCGACAACUCUGGUAGUCCUGGGAGCAUCUUUGAGAACCUUCAAACUACAGUAUUUAAAUUUCGCCAAGCUGAAGCGAUCCGCAAGCCUCUCACUGUAACCGUUGACGUCAACACUGAUACCAAGACUGACGCAGUUUUUAGAAUCUUCUUGGGCCCCAAAUAUGACAGCAGUGGCUCUCCCCUUUCUAUUGAAGACAACUGGCUGAACUUCGUCGAAAUAGACUGGACCAUACACAGACUAUCAGUUGGAAAAACGACUGUAGUACGCACUAUAAACCUCGAUUCCUCUCUUAUUGUUCGCUUACUGGGGACAUUGCAGAAUCAAGGUCUCAAUGUAGUCGUGUCUGCUCAAAAAUGGCUCCUGUAGGUGUACGGACACCUGACUAACAAGGAAGGCUACUAUGAAAGCCAAAUGUUCUGAAGAGCGCUACUUAUUUAAAGUAACUAGUCAAUUAUGUUUAAUGAAAUUUGUCGAAAUAAGGAAAUUAUUAUUACAUCAUGAUUUUUAAACAGUAAAUAAUAUUAUAAUCAAAACAAAAUAAAACUGUUGUUUAGUA